Lodderomyces oxycetoniae is the source of this 714-nucleotide messenger RNA. RefSeq names its product U2-type spliceosomal complex subunit. The record is from RefSeq and is a predicted model, not a curated record. Bases 1 to 714 code for a protein of 237 amino acids. Lineage: Eukaryota; Fungi; Ascomycota; Pichiomycetes; Serinales; Debaryomycetaceae. Gene Ontology annotation, biological process: snoRNA splicing. The transcript has a single exon. Gene Ontology annotation, cellular component: U2-type spliceosomal complex. Gene Ontology annotation, molecular function: metal ion binding.
AUGUUCAAAAAGAGAGUGCUAAAGGAUACAAAUGUAGGAACAAAGAGGAAAUCACUGGCUAAAUACGAAGACCUUAUCGGGGAUGAAUCGCUGUCCUCCAACAAUACGGCUUUUAAAAAGAGAGCAAAGUUAGGCUACACAAACACAUCGUCAACAACAACAUCUACAACAACAUCUACAAGAAUAAAAUCUACGCAAGAAGAGCUUGACAUCGAUCCACUGCCGUCCCAUGAUAAAGCUACAACCCUACUUAUUCAGAAAUCCUCCUCCUCUUCCUCACUAAAGCCUAUAGCGGAAAAUAUCAAAAUCACAACCAUAACCGAUUUUCAACCUGAUGUAUGUAAAGAUUUCCAACAAACUGGAUACUGCGGGUAUGGAGACACUUGCAAAUUUUUACAUACAAGGGAAGAAUCCAAGCAGAAGAAACCAAUUAAAAAGGAUUGGGAGGAUAUAGUAACUGAAAAGAGCCUAUCUAGGAAAAACACUAAAAAACUACAACUGCAACUACAACCAUUCAAAUGUGUUAUUUGCAAAAAAGAUUACCAAAAUCCAAUAAAGACACAGUGUAAACAUUUAUUCUGUCAGUCUUGUUUCUUGAAUCGCUAUAAGAAACAGAAGAAACUGGGGUGCUUUAUAUGUAGUAAAGAUGUGGAUGGUAUUAUGAUACCUGUGCUGAAGAAUGAAUUGGAUAAGUUGAUCAAUGGCACUAGCUGA